This is a messenger RNA of Apodemus sylvaticus (European woodmouse), 909 nucleotides long. Its product is annotated as putative vomeronasal receptor-like protein 4. Gene Ontology annotation, molecular function: pheromone receptor activity. Gene Ontology annotation, biological process: G protein-coupled receptor signaling pathway. Gene Ontology annotation, cellular component: membrane. Lineage: Eukaryota; Metazoa; Chordata; Mammalia; Rodentia; Muridae. The record is from RefSeq and is a predicted model, not a curated record. The transcript has a single exon. The coding region runs from base 7 to 909 and encodes 300 amino acids.
GCAUUUAUGUCUUCAAUCAAGAAUGUCCUUUAUUUCCAAUCUGCACUUGGAGUUCUAGCCAAUAUGUUUCUACUGUUUUUCUAUAUUUUCAUAUUCCUAGGUCACAGACCUAAGCCAAUGGACCUGAUCUCCUGUCAACUAAACUUCGUGCACAUAAUGAUGCUCCUCACUGCAGGGGAUAUUUGGAUUGCAGACUUAUUUGAGUCACUGAAUAUUGAGAAUGACUUCAAAUGUAAGGCAACUUUUUACAUAAACAGGGUUAUGAGAGGUCUCUCUAUCUGUAUCACUUGCCACUUGAGCAUGGUCCAGGCUGUCACUAUCAGUCCUACUAACUCAAUGUUGGCAAAAUUUAAACAUACACUAAAAAAGUACAUCAUUUAUGUUUUCUUCUAUUUUUGGUUGUUCAAUUUGUCUUUCAGCAGUAACCAGAUCUUCUCUGCUGGUGCUUAUAUCAAUGUGAGUGUCACCAACCAGAUCAAAGUCAGUAAAUACUGCUCACACUUUCCCAUGAACAACAUCAGGGACUUGAUUUUAUUGGUGACAACUUUAAGAGAUGUGUUUCUUGUUGGAGUCAUGCUUACCACAAGUACAUACAUGGUGAUUAUCUUGUUUAGACAUCAGAGGCAAUGCAAGCAUCUUCAUAGCACCAGGCACCUAAGAGCAUCCCCUGAGAAAAGGGCCACAAAGACCAUCUUGUUGCUGGUGGUUUUCUUUGUGUUCAUGUACUGGGUGGACUUCUUCAUCUCAUCCACCUCUAUUCUGUUGGGGAGGUAUGACCCAGUCAUCCUGACUGUUCAAAAGUUUGUGAUGAAUGCCUAUCCCACAAUUACUCCUUUGGUGCAAAUCAGUUCUGAUCACAGAAUAUGCCAGCAGGUGUUUUUAAAAGGGACAAUCUUUUUCUUCUUUUAA